Gasterosteus aculeatus aculeatus (three-spined stickleback) is the source of this 1423-nucleotide messenger RNA. It is a transcript of the gene gapdh, whose product is annotated as glyceraldehyde-3-phosphate dehydrogenase. Gene Ontology annotation, biological process: glycolytic process; glucose metabolic process. Lineage: Eukaryota; Metazoa; Chordata; Actinopteri; Perciformes; Gasterosteidae. The record is from RefSeq and is a predicted model, not a curated record. Gene Ontology annotation, cellular component: cytosol. Gene Ontology annotation, molecular function: glyceraldehyde-3-phosphate dehydrogenase (NAD+) (phosphorylating) activity; NADP binding; NAD binding.
GUGGCUUUAAACUCGAUCAUAAAGCCCACCGCACAGCUUUGCUCUUUCCCACUCACACCCGGAGUCGCAAGACAGACAGAGGCAGCUCACAGACGAGAACCAGGACAACUCAGGGAAAAAUGGUGAAAGUUGGUAUCAACGGAUUUGGCCGCAUCGGUCGUCUGGUGACCCGUGCUGCCUUUACCUCCAAGAAGGUGGAGAUUGUGGCCAUCAACGACCCGUUCAUCGACCUGGAAUACAUGGUCUACAUGUUUAAGUAUGACUCCACUCACGGCCGCUUCAAGGGGGAGGUCAAACUGGAGGGUGACAAGCUGGUCAUCGAUGGACAUAAAAUCACCAUUUUCCACGAGAGAGACCCCGCCAACAUCAAAUGGGGGGAUGCUGGUGCCCAAUACGUGGUUGAGUCCACUGGUGUGUUCACCACCAUUGAAAAAGCCUCUACUCACUUGAAGGGCGGCGCCAAGAGAGUCAUCAUCUCUGCACCCAGCGCUGAUGCUCCCAUGUUCGUCAUGGGUGUCAACCACGAAAAGUACGACAAGUCCCUCAAGGUCGUCAGCAACGCUUCCUGCACAACAAACUGCCUGGCUCCCCUGGCCAAGGUCAUCAAUGACAACUUUGGCAUUAUUGAGGGCCUGAUGAGCACAGUUCAUGCCACCACCGCCACGCAGAAGACUGUGGACGGCCCCUCCGGCAAGCUGUGGAGAGACGGCCGUGGUGCCAGUCAGAACAUCAUCCCGGCCUCAACGGGUGCGGCCAAGGCUGUCGGCAAGGUCAUCCCCGAGCUAAAUGGCAAGCUGACCGGCAUGGCCUUCCGCGUCCCCACGCCCAACGUGUCCGUGGUUGACCUGACAGUCCGCCUAGAGAAACCUGCCAAAUACGACGACAUCAAGAAGGUUCUCAAGGCGGCAUCUGAAGGACCCAUGAAGGGCAUUCUGGGAUACACGGAACACCAGGUCGUCUCCACAGACUUCAACGGCGACAGCCACUCCUCCAUCUUUGACGCUGGCGCUGGCAUCGCCCUCAACGACCACUUUGUCAAGCUUGUUUCAUGGUACGACAACGAGUUUGCGUACAGCAACCGUGUCUGCGACCUGAUGGCCCACAUGGCGUCCAAGGAGUAAAGGAACCAGCGGACCACUCGUCACUGCGCUGUGCCACAUCACCCACGUUCUGAUACCAGAGAUGCACAAACACAAUUAGUUGUCCUUGACUUUGGCUGGUUGCUGAAAAUAUUUGACCCACAUUCGCAAAAAGGUUCCCCAGAGAGCGAACUAAAAACAUCUAAACUGGUGACAAUUACUCUUUUUGUAUUUGGGAAGUUCCCUGUUGUGUUCUUGUGUGAGAUGGCGUGAAGGUGUGAAUAUUUGUCUGUCCUGCUGAAGAACUGCAGUCAGAAGUGAAAUAAAUUCCUGUUUGAGAAUCA